Molecule: messenger RNA, 1175 nt
Organism: Echinops telfairi (small Madagascar hedgehog)
Lineage: Eukaryota; Metazoa; Chordata; Mammalia; Afrosoricida; Tenrecidae
Gene: CFAP263
Product: coiled-coil domain containing 113
Exons: 9
Coding region: 1-1131 (376 amino acids)
Biological process (GO): cilium assembly
Cellular component (GO): axoneme; ciliary basal body
Source: RefSeq, a predicted model, not a curated record
AUGCACGAAGAUGACUCUGAGAGCAACCUCACCGUGUCCCAGGCCGGGGAUGAGAACGAGCUGCCGGUUAUCCAGCUGUGCGGGCUGGUGGAGGAGCUCAGCUAUGGAAACUCUGCUCUCAAAAUUGAGACGGAGAUGUUUGAGAAAUAUUACAAUAAGCUGGAGCCCAAGGCUGAUCCGUCUACACAAUUUUCGGAUAGCAAAGCAUCAUCCAUGGAAUUCACACAGUUCCGCAGCAUUCGGAAAUCUAAAGCUCGGCUAGGUUUCGACCGCGUCACAUCCCUCACCAUCGACCAAAAACUCGAGCUGGUCCAGAAGGAGCUGGAGGACACGAAGUUGGAGAUCAGGCACAUGAGGGCGAAUGCUGAGCGGGACCUGCAGCAUCACGAGGCUAUUAUUGAGGAGGCGGAAAUCCGGCACACCGAAGUGCAGAAAGCAGCGCAUGAUUUCCAAAAAGAUAUUCUGAAAACCAUAUCUAAGAAGAAAGGGAGUAUUUUGGCCACGCAGAAAGUGAUGAAGUAUAUCGAGGACAUGAAUCGCCGGAGGGAUAAUAUGAAGGAUAAAUUACGUUUGAAAAAUGUGUCUCUCAAAGUCCAGAAGAAAAAAAUGCUUUUACAGUUGCGACAGAAGGAAGAGGUGGGCGAGGCCCUCCACGACGUGGAUUUUCAGCAGCUAAAGAUUGAGAACGCUCAGUUUUUAGAAGCGAUCGAAGGGAAGAAUCGGGAGAUGAUCCAGCUAAAGCUGACAUCUGGAAAUACGCUGCAGAUCCUCAACAUGUACAAAGGCAAGCUUCAUCAGGCACUGGAAAUGUCCUGCAGUCUGGACAGGGAGAUGGUGCUGAGAAACGAGUUAAUGGACAAAAUGGCAAGAGAAACGAUACACGCCGAAGAGGCCCGGGCCAAAGUCGAGUAUGUGAACAAGAAGUUGCGGAAGCAGCUGGCCGAGUUCCGAGCGCCCCCUGUGAUGAUGUACGUCCAGGAGAAGAUCGUGAAUGCGGGGCUGGAGAAGAACAUCAAGACUUGGGAAAGGAAGGUGGAGAUCAUGGAGAUGUCCUUGAAAGGCUACCGCAAGGCUUGGAACAAAAUGAAAGCCACGUGUGAACAGUUGCAGAUGGUUAGCUCUGGGAAGUAACCAGAGGAAGACCAGGCCCUGGGCCACAACUGCAGCCCCCCAAA